AUGGACCAUUCGGAAGGGAAUCAAUUGACUGAUGACUGUAAUAAACAUCCGGCAAAAAAUGUUAAUAAACGGGCAAAUGAAGAGUCUUCCAGUGACGAUGAAAAAAAUAGUAAAAAGAAGAGCAAAUCGGCUUCUAAAUACCUUACAUCAUCGAAUUUUGUCAUAAACAAAGAAGCAAUCCCAGAGAUAGCCGAUGAUUCACUUAAUGAUGAACUAAGACAACUCGGUGUGACCUCUUUCAGUCAAACAGCAUACGAAAAAGGUGUUAUUGACCAGCUGGAAAAGGCAAUUGAGAAUACCGCGAAUAAUGGACUGGUCAGCAGUGUCACCGAUGCUCCAGAGGAAGACCUGCCAAUCAAUCCGGCUAUUAAGCCAGAUGAAAUAAUCAAUUUUAUUGAAAAUGAAGAACAGCAAGAGGCAGAAACUGAAAAAGAAGCAAGCGAGGAAUCACCAGAUGCUUCUGAAGAUGAAUGCAGUGCUGAUGAUGAUUCAAAAGAUCCAGACUUUGUUGUUGGUGACACCGAAAUGGACACCACUGACGGCCCAGAUUACAGUCAGCUAAAUGAAUGCUUCGAUGACGACUCUGUUGAUCAGUUUAUUGAGGCUCCUGAAAGCUGUAAUGUGCCACAUAAAAAGAGAAAUAAAUCAUCAGUUCCUCUUGAUUAUGUAUCGAAAUCAACAGUGAGGAAGGAAAUCUUUGAUGAUGGAAAUGCCAAACUGUACAAGAAACGCUUGGCAACGCAUAGGCUGUUCCUUGCCGAAAACAAACUCGACAUUGACGAGGAUUACAACGAAGUAAUCAGAAUCAGUGACCAGGAGGAUCUUCUCAUUCCUAAACGCAUUUGGGAUCGCUUAUUCGUACACCAACAGCAGUGUUUGCAGUGGCUCUGGUCUUUGCACAAGGACUUUUGCGGUGGAAUCAUCGGCGAUGAAAUGGGCCUGGGCAAGACCAUUCAGGUGAUCGCCUUCCUGGUGGCUCUAAAGCACACAAAGUACAGAGAAGUUGGCCAUUUGUACAAAACGCUGGGACCAGUUCUGUUGGUGUGUCCGGCCACUGUGAUGCACCAGUGGGUGCAGGAGUUUCAGUCCUGGUGGCCGCUCUUUCGUGUGGCCAUUCUCCACACUUCCAGCACCUUCAGAGGAGACAAGAAGAAGCUGAUUCGCGACAUCUUCCAGUCAAGUGGCAUUCUCAUUACCAGCUACAAUGGCGUCUGCUUGUGGAGUAAAGAGCUGAGCCAGUUAAGCUGGCAUUACGUUGUUCUCGAUGAAGGUCACAAGAUACGCAAUCCCAACAGUCAAGUGGCUCACUGCUGCAAGCUGUUCAAAACGCCUCAUCGACUUAUCCUCUCUGGCUCACCCAUGCAAAACAACCUCCGUGAGCUGUGGUCGCUCUUUGACUUUAUCUACCCCAACAAGCUUGGCCAACUACAGGACUUUAUGCGUGAAAUUGCUGAACCUAUUCGUCGAGGUGGCUACGUCAAUGCCUCAGAUUUGCAAAUUAAAAUUGCCUACAAGUGCACUGUCAAGCUGAGGGACACGAUUCAGCCGUAUCUACUGCGAAGAAGCAAGGAGGACGUCAACCAAACACUGCAACUGCCGCCCAAGUCUGAGCAGGUGCUCUUCUGUAAGCUGACCGAUAAGCAGAGAGACGUCUACACUCGCUUCCUCGCCACCGACAUCAUUCGCGACAUCAGUCGCGGAGAUGCAGAGGUCUUUUCAGCGCUGAUUAAAAUUCGCAAAAUUUGCAAUCACCCGUACCUCUUUCACCCACUCGAUUAUGAAAGCGACCCCUUCAAUGGCAGCUUUUUUCGAGAUUCCGGCAAGAUGGCCGUCGUACAUGCACUUCUGAAGCUUUGGCGCAAGCAAAAGCACAAAGUGCUGUUAUUUUCACAAAGUCGACAAAUGCUCGAUCUCUUGGAGAGAUUUGUUCAACUAAAAGGAUAUUCGUAUCUGCGAAUGGACGGCACAACGGGCAUCGGUUCACGACAAAGUCUGAUAAAGGAGUUCAACACCAAUGCUGAUUGCUUCAUCUUUCUGCUCACUACCAAAGUGGGCGGCAUUGGCGUAAACUUGACCGGCGCUGAUCGAGUCAUCAUCUACGACCCUGACUGGAAUCCGUGCACUGACAUUCAGGCAAGAGAAAGAUGCUGGCGAAUCGGUCAGGCAAAUGACGUCAUCAUCUACCGCCUGUUGACUGCGGGCACUGUCGAGGAGAAGAUCUACCAUCGACAGAUCUACAAGCAGUACCUAACCAAUUCGGUUCUUAAAGACCCUAACCAUCGGCGUUUCUUCAAAAUUAAUGAUCUUCGAGAACUGUUCACGCUUAGCUCCUUUAACCAGACAAGUCUGAUGUUUUCAGAGUCAAAGGUGAAGUUCAAGAAUGUGGAUACUUCAAAAAAGAAUAAGUCAAAGACGAAGAAGGAUUUGCAGACGAGUGUGAACAAUCAGCCUGAAACGGAUGUUUCAACAAGUUCUCCCGUACCAAAGAUUCCUAAAAUUCCAAAAUUAGGCAAUCCUGAUAACGAAUCAAUCUCAACAGCAGGGACACUAUCUGAAGAAAAACGACAACAGCUAAAAGAGAAAGCACGCCAGGCGAGCAAACUUUUGGUUUCAAAAUUUGGUAAAGACAUCAAAGAGGAGGUAGCCGAUGGUGGUGCAAGUACCAGCACAAGUUUACCUGUUAAAAUAGAUGAUGCGGCCAACAAAUUUAAAAAACCUAAGCGAAUCAAAGAGGGGACUAGAUGCGAAGGGAAGCGUAUCAAAAGUCUGGUCGCUUCGGAAGACUACGAAGAGAAUGAGGAGGAGCGAGGGCAAAGGAGAUCAAAAUCAAGCAGAAGUAAGCCCAAACAAAAAGACGCCAAAAAGGAGGACUACCUUCUCAAGGGCUUGCUCGGCGACGCGCUCGAGUCUGUCCUGCAGCAUGACACCAUUGAGAACGUCAGGGCUCCCGAUCACUACUAUAUUGAAGCUGAAUCGGAACGAAUUGCAAAUGAGGCUAUCGCAAAGAUUGUCAACACUUCUAGCCGAUCAAUGGGUGCCGAUUUACAAGCCACACCAAGCAAUGUUGGAGGUGAUAGUGCAGUUUCCAGGCAAGUCAAUGCAGAAGCUCUGGCAAAAAUCAUGCUAACAAGUGGACCAUCCUGCUCUAUGGGCGAUCCAAAGAGCAGCAGCUCUAAUAUCAUUAAACUGCUGAAAUCAAACUCUCUAAAGCAGAGCAUUAGUGUAUCGGGCAACAGCGCCAACUCUAGUGGUGCUUACUUUCGCGGUGAAAGGGACCGAAAUCAGCAGCAGCACCAGACGUCUUCAUCGAGCAGCACCGGUCGUAUAAUUGAGAACAAUGAGAUGCUCUGUCAGUUGGUUGAUUUUGUGCGGUUCAAGGCAUCUUUACCCUACCAGGCAACUACGAGCGAAAUCAUGCACCACUUUGAAAAUCGUCUUUCACCGGAGAAAUGUGCCAUUUUCAAAGCAAUGCUUAAGAAGGUUUGCGACAAAAAGGAGACUGGUGGAAAAGUCAUUUGGAAACUUAAAGAGCCUUUCCGCACGUAG
Rhagoletis zephyria (snowberry fruit fly) is the source of this 3546-nucleotide messenger RNA. The record is from RefSeq and is a predicted model, not a curated record. Lineage: Eukaryota; Metazoa; Arthropoda; Insecta; Diptera; Tephritidae.